CAUGACAUAAGUAGUAAACGCGUGCCUCCAGUCCAGGGUACUGGGCACUUGGGCCACCCUCCUUGACUUCUAGUACACCAUGUCCCAGUCCAACACACUCCAACUUAAUUGCUGGUUUAUCGAAGACGACCCCAGACAUAUCUUCGUUAUCAGAAUCGAAAGGACCCAGAUUGUCGCUGACUUGCAAGAACUCGUCAAAACUAAGAACGUCUGCAAGGUUGUCCGCGACAUUGAUUUGAACGACCACGAAUUGAGGUCUUUGCUUCCGUACCUCGAGCUUUUUGAGGUUGAGUUGGGCGCCUGGUCCCCUCUCUCGGAAGUGUUUCGAAACCAACCAGAUGGUAACUAUCUCCAUAUUGUCGUCUCGCGUCCAAAAGUCGAAAAGGUUGCAGGUGGAUAUAUGAGUAAAAUAAUACAGUGUUUUUUUGGCCCUCUUUGGGUGUAUUUGACGAAGCAAUGAGCAACCUCGAGCAACCACUAAUCAUUCCAGAAUUGCCUUCCAAGGCUUUGCCGCCAGCUUUCCGAGUCACUCAAACAAGAGCCUGCCAUGUUUUUUUUGAUAUUUCCGGUGUUCGUUGCGUUAACGCACCAUGGCGUCAUUCAAUCUCUGCAUCACAAUCAGACGUGGAGAUUGUUCAUGCCAUGAAUACAUUUCAAGAGUUUCGCGAACGAACUACAGGAAAGAAGCGGAUCAGGUUCCAGCGCUCACAAGUAUGCCUGCCAAAACUAGUUUGGGUUGUUCAUAUCUCGCGAGCUCCGAAUCUGAGGGAUGACGAACUCAUGACGAUUUCAGAAAGCUG
Suillus paluster is the source of this 800-nucleotide messenger RNA. RefSeq lists its product as uncharacterized. The transcript has 4 exons. The record is from RefSeq and is a predicted model, not a curated record. NCBI's taxonomy places the organism in Eukaryota, Fungi, Basidiomycota, Agaricomycetes, Boletales, Suillaceae. Bases 80 to 460 code for a protein of 126 amino acids.